AUGCCCACAGCCUACGUCGAUGGAUGUUCCUACAACCACGAGGGCAUCCUAAAGGCAGGUGCUGGUGUUCUCUGGCUAAAUGAUCGACCCUGCCCACCACAACACUUCAAGCUGGGUCCACAAUCGUCACAAUAUGCUGAGAUAGCAGCUAUUCUCAUAACCCUGCAGAUAGCAUCAACCUGUAACAUCAGAGAACUGCUCAUCUGCACAGACUCCAACUAUGCCAGACUUGGCUUCACAUGCCAUCUUCCAGGCUGGAAGCAAAAUGGUUUCAAGACAGCAAACAACAAACCAGUUAAACACCAACACCUGUUCCAGGCAUGCGACGACAUCACAUGUGAACAUGAUAUGAUCGUCUAUUGGAAGAAAGUGAAAGGACACUCAAAGCAACCUGGUCCAGACAAGGACCUCAACGACCAAACGGAUGCCCUAGCCAAAGCAGGUGCACUACAUGGCGAGUUAUGGUCUCCACCAACCCACCCUUAA
Messenger RNA from Sinocyclocheilus grahami, 486 nucleotides. RefSeq names its product ribonuclease H-like. The coding region runs from base 1 to 486 and encodes 161 amino acids. Gene Ontology annotation, molecular function: RNA-DNA hybrid ribonuclease activity; nucleic acid binding. Gene Ontology annotation, biological process: DNA replication, removal of RNA primer. Lineage: Eukaryota; Metazoa; Chordata; Actinopteri; Cypriniformes; Cyprinidae. The transcript has a single exon. The record is from RefSeq and is a predicted model, not a curated record.